Sturnus vulgaris (Common starling) is the source of this 937-nucleotide messenger RNA. RefSeq names its product apolipoprotein F (gene APOF). The record is from RefSeq and is a predicted model, not a curated record. Gene Ontology annotation, biological process: cholesterol metabolic process. Lineage: Eukaryota; Metazoa; Chordata; Aves; Passeriformes; Sturnidae.
GGGACAGCGGCGAGCGGACCCUCGCAGAGCCGCCGCCAUGCUCCGGGUUCUGCUCUUCCUCCCGCUCCUCAUCCUCGGCCGUGCCAUCGCUGUGUCUGUGGUCACUCCAGGGCUGGCUGCCGGUGACCAGGGGCUGCUGACCGAGCUGCUGGGGCUGCCAGAGCCCAUCCCGCCGCGGGCACUGGGGGUCCCGUGCCAGACCCUUGGUCCCGACACCCUGCCCGGCUUCUCCCGGCUGCCACCACUGCCCCGUGGCCUGGCCCGUGCCGCCCUGGCCCUGGCACUGCGUGGGGCUGGCUGUGCCCCCCAGGCUGAAGCCGAGGCGCAGGAGCUGGUGCGGGAGCUGGGGACCCCCACGACCACGGCGCUGCUGCGGGGGCUGGCGCGGCUACCGGGCACUCCGGCCCCCCGGCCACUGGCCCUGCUGCUCCUGGGCCUGGCACGCCCGGGGGGCUCUGCCUGUGUGGAUCCCACCCAGCUCCAGACCCCCGUGCCCGGCACGGAGCCCACGCCACCCUUGGGUCGGAGCAUCCGGAGAUCGCCGGGGGUGCGGCUGUGCCACGGUGCCGUCCGGCGCCGGCGGGAGGACGAGGACACAGACGCCUGCAACCCGGCGGGGGAGCAGAAAGCCCACCAGGUGAUCGAGUGGGUGCCAGGAGUCAGCAUCUUCUACAACCUGGGCACCAGCGUCUACUUCGCCUUCCAGGGCUGCAAGGCCACGGCGUCCACGCGGGCGCUGGAGGCCGCCGAGGAUUUGGGCUACGCCGGGCUGGCCGCGCUCACCGGGGGCCUGGGGGGCCCCGUGGCCAUGGGGGUGCAGAUGGGGCUGCAGCCGGGGAUCAAGGCCGGCGUGCGGGCGCUCAUCGGGUACUUCACCUCGGCCGGGGAGCCCUCGCCGGUACCCACUGCCCACAGCGGCCCCGUGGUCAUCGUCUGA